This is a messenger RNA of Patiria miniata (bat star), 2876 nucleotides long. RefSeq lists its product as uncharacterized. The record is from RefSeq and is a predicted model, not a curated record. The transcript is spliced from 2 exons. NCBI's taxonomy places the organism in Eukaryota, Metazoa, Echinodermata, Asteroidea, Valvatida, Asterinidae. The coding region runs from base 530 to 2182 and encodes 550 amino acids.
CCACGGCGUAUGAUACCCACCAGUGACUGUAAACGCGACGCACGGCAUGCUUGUACGAUCUAGCAUCACUUCUAUGGCAGAGACAUGCCCGAUAUGAAUUACUCCAUGGCAGCCGGCAUUACCUCAUAUUUACAUAUUAUCAAGGCCUUGAUCACGAUUUUCAGAUAACAUUUUGGCAGAGAAAUCAUUGUAUUGGGUCGCAUGUACAAUGCCAAAACUUGACACCACUUUUCUGAACGUCCUGGACACGGCAAGCGCCUACUCGUUCGUGAGUGUAGCGAUCAUGACACCGCAGUGAACAAAAUCGAGUAAACUUUUUGUUCUGGACAGGGAAGCUUACCAGAGACCUUACCAGCUUUUACAUGUGAACUGGGACCGUUGUUGAUUGUGACGCUUCAAGAUCACUUGCACUGUAAAUGUGACUACAGCAGAGAAACGAUUGACUUUUGCCCUGCGAACUCGGAUAAAAUCAAGAGCAACUUGAAGACAGUAUUUGGAAGUUGUCAUAGGAUUGAGAAGUGCAUCAAAGAUGGCAAUCCGUCCCGGUCUCACAAAUGGAGGCCCUUGCCUCAAGCACCGAGCAUCACCGGCACCAAGGCCGAAACAAAAGGACCAUUCCGAUAUCAAAGUGACCAGCCACAAACAGACCGUGCAACACUCAGUUCGCGCCCAGAAAUUGGACGAGCGACAGCUCAGCAAGUUCUUUAAGAGUCUGGAUGACUUAAAGAUCAAGAGACUGCUUCAGAUUGACAAGGAGAUGUCUGAACAGGAACAGAUCUUAGAAAAUUUGGCUAAUGAGCGUGAGCUUGCUCGGGAGCGACGGGUUUCUAGACGAGGCAAUAGCUCAAGGAGCACAUUAGCAGAUAGUGACUUGUCUUCGAUAUUGCCUGAUCAUUUCAUGAGAGGGCCUCGCCCUUCUAUACGCAGAGGCUCCAGUAAUUUUGACUUGUACGCCUUCAUGAUGCGUAGGGAGAGUGACCACGCAGUUUCGCCGCACACCAAGAGCACGCGAGUGAAUAAAAAGACUCCCAGGAAGUCAUGCAAACAAGUCCAAAGUUCUCCGCGGCACCAUAAGACAUCCUUGAAGACAUCAAAAGCAGAGGAUGAUAGGGGAUCCAGUUCGGUCGCAGAGUACCGGAGUAAAGAUGAAUAUCACGUGUUCUUGCCGGGAAAAUAUGAGAUGAAGCCAAGGUCUACUUCACCAGUAUCGGUAACAAGUCUCGCGAGGAGUGUCAGCAUUGAGAGUCUGCAGUCAUCAACGCCAAACGACGACGGCAUUACAGCGACGCAUACGCAGAAAAGUUUCCCUUCUGGAACUGAUUGGCCAAGAAGACAUGACGUCAACAAAGGCGCCCCACGACGCGCGCAUCAACGGACACCGCGUUCAAAGCAACUGCAAAAUGCACGUGGAGAUGGAAGAAAGAGACAAAGUCAGAAAAACAACAAAAGGGAGGGCGGUGAGCGAAGGGCAGAAUUAAAGGUUAAUGCUCAUGACAUGGCAAAGACGAAUGGAUCGCUAAAGAAAGAGGUAUCAUUUCAUUUUGACGAAGAGGAGGACAAAAGAGAUGCUUUAGGUGGCAUCGGUGUCACCAUAGGCGCCGGCAUUAUGGAGAAAAAUAACUUACUGAAAGCACCCCCAGUGUCAUCCCCACUCGCUACCAAUCAACCGGAAUGCAAGGAACCAGACUGUAUUUUUCACAACAAGGCAUAUCGCAAGACGGACCACUCUGAUGAUGAUGAUUAUACCAUCGAUGACUAUUACCGCACUGUGGGUGCCAAGUCGACUGUGUCACCACUCUUCAUGCCUGCUGGUAGUCCACGCUCAUGGAGUCGCCGUGGAGUAGUACGUCCACCAUCUCCCAACCCAUCGGAGUUUCUCCAUGGACUUGACCAUGGGAAAACUACCACAGAUUCUUCCAAGGGUAGUCUGGCCGAAUCCAGCAGCUUCCUGUCCGUUCGGCGACCUCUCAAGGGCUCCAACCGCGAGAGGAUGUUGAAGGACAAAGAAGAAAACGUACGAACCACUUUCAACCUCAUGCGCAAGAAGAUGGCCGACCAGAAACCGCCGGAGUUUAACCAAAACUACGGCACGCCAACUCCAAAUUGGAAAAUACUCAAUCCAUUAAAGAUGCGGCACAAAAUCAACCAGAGUAACCCUUUACAUAGUAGAUGGGGACUCUAGAAUGGAUACAUAGGCCUAGAUCUCCAUCUUCCCAGCUGCCCAUGCGGGUUGAAGAAAGGGGUGGUUAUUUUGUACGCCGCUUUAAGUGGACGUUCAUCGCAUUAAUGUUUGGGUUCUAUUUUUAAGUGCACUUUUUUAACAUUUAAACUUUCGUUCAUUGUAUACAUUUUGUUAUUGCCAUUGACCGGGGUCAACGUUUCCGCGUGCGAACGACCUACUAUUUGCACGAUUGUACAUGGCAAGUGACUUACCCUGCUCAUAAUGCUUUGUAAAUGUCUGCGUUUCUUGGUUCUGUAUGAAAGAGAUUACUUACAUGAUGUAUAUAGGCCUACGGUUACCAGCGCGUUAUCCAAAGGACGAGUGAAGAUUUUCAAAUGAACCAUAAAGGCGCCGUGUUGUCACUUGAGGCAUGAUAGUCCCAAACAUUUAGGGGCAGCGGAACCGGGGGUUGCCCCCCCCCCCCCCAGAUUGUCCCAGGCCAACAAAAAGUAUGUGCCCCCUCGAGAUGAAAAAAAAACCUGCCCCUCAAUCGCACACUUGUCAUGAAAGCAUUAUGAUAACGCUUAGAAAUGGUCUCCUCUCUUGUAAUGCAAACGUGCCCCUGAAAACACAAAUACCCCUCACGCAUUAGCAAGAUUGUAAACCUUCUCUCGUGACUGGAAACUAUCCCUCGAAAGCACAAACACCCCUCUCU